This is a messenger RNA of Entelurus aequoreus (snake pipefish), 2342 nucleotides long. RefSeq names its product CAP, adenylate cyclase-associated protein 1 (yeast) (gene cap1). Gene Ontology annotation, cellular component: cytoplasm. Gene Ontology annotation, biological process: cell morphogenesis; regulation of adenylate cyclase activity; cytoskeleton organization. Gene Ontology annotation, molecular function: actin binding; adenylate cyclase binding. NCBI's taxonomy places the organism in Eukaryota, Metazoa, Chordata, Actinopteri, Syngnathiformes, Syngnathidae. The record is from RefSeq and is a predicted model, not a curated record. The transcript is spliced from 13 exons. The coding region runs from base 130 to 1536 and encodes 468 amino acids.
GGCAAAGGAACGGCUCGCGCAGACAAGGGCGGAAACGCGGCGCGGUGACAGCUGGGUAAUUUCAUCCAGGAAGAAGCUCCUGCUCGGACACACAACAGACGAACCCGACGUCGAAGUAAACAAGCAGGUAUGGCAGAGUUGGUGAAUCUGGUACAGCGGCUUGAGGUUGCAGUGGGCCGCCUGGAGACUAUGUCAGGGCCCGGUAGCAGCAAUGGAGGGUCUGCUGGUGGAGUGGUAUCAGCCUACGUGGAGGCCUUUGACGAGAUCAUCAAUGGCCCUGUGACUCAGUACUACUCUUUGAGCCAGCAGAUAGGCGGGGAUGUCCUGAAACAUGCAGAAAUGAUGAAGCAGGCAUUCUCUAGUCAGAGACAACUUCUCAUCACGGCCUCCUCUGCGCAGAAGCCCUCUGAUGCGAUUUUGACCAGCCUUCUGCAGCCGGUGUCCAAAUGCAUCCAGCAGGUGCAGGCGUUCCGUGAGCAGAACCGUACGUCUAAACACUUCAACCACCUUUCCGCCAUCAGCGAGAGCGUGCCUGCCCUGGGAUGGGUUGCUAUGGACCCAAAGCCAUGCCCGUAUGUAAAAGAGAUGCAGGAUGCAGCCAUGUUCUACACCAACCGUGUGCUCAAGGAAUACAAGGAAAAGGACAAGAAGCAUGUGGACUGGGUGCGAGCAUAUGUGUCCAUCUGGACCGAAAUGCAGAGUUACAUCAAGCAGCACCACACCACCGGUCUGUCUUGGAGCAAGACCGGCCCAUUGGCAACAGCCGCUGCAGCCCCUCCCAGUGCGCCUGGCGGAUGCCCUCCCCCACCCCCUCCUGGUCCACCUCCUCCUCCAGUCAGCGAAACCUCUGGCGAAAAUGAUGCCCUCAGUCGCAACGCGUUGUUCGAUUCCAUCAACAAAGGAGCGGACAUAACCAGGGGCCUCCGGCAUGUUAAGGAUGAUCAAAAGACCCACAAGAAUCCUGAUUUAAGAUCUCAGGCGACUCCUGUCCGCACUGGACCAAAGCCCUUUAGCUCCCCUUCCUCUCGACCCUCUGCGUCGGCUACUCCGACGCGCACGCUUCCUCCUGUUUUGGAGCUGGAUGGAAAGAAGUGGAAAGUGGAGAACCAAGAGAACGCACCGAAUCUGGUGAUCAGUGACACCGAGCUGAAGCAGGUGGUUUACGCUUUCAAGUGUAAUAAGAGCACUCUGACCGUCAAGGGCAAAAUCAACUCCAUCAUUCUUGAUAACUGUAAGAAAAUGGGGUUGGUGUUUGAGAACGUUGUGGGCAUUGUUGAUAUCAUAAACUGCAAGGAUGUCAAGAUCCAGGUUCUGGGUAAGGUCCCUACCAUCUCCAUCAACAAGACUGAUGGCUGCCAUGUGUACCUGAGCAAGGACUCGCUCAAAUGUGAGAUCGUCAGCGCCAAGAGCUCCGAGAUGAACAUCCUGAUUCCCAAAAAAGAUGGCGAUUUUACGGAGCUUCCAGUUCCUGAGCAGUUCAAGACCGUCUGGGACGGCCAGAAGCUCGUUACCACGACAACCGAGAUUGCGGGAUAGAGUCGCGGCACGAGAAACGGCCGCCUGUUCUCGACACCGCACACACGCCCCUUCCACCCCCCCGCCAUCUCGCCCACCUGACUGAUACGACCCCACUCACCAGCUAACCCACACUGUAGAGGUGAGAAUCGAAUGUCAUGCGUUAACACCCGCCCCUCCUAGCCGCUCCUUCCCACAGCCAACGAGGACUGCUCACUUUUAUCGGAAGCAUUUCCUCCAGCCAAUUAGCAGGGAGCACUUUUCCAUGAGCAUCUGGAUAAUGCUACGCUUUACACCUCAGUUGGAGGGGUUGUAGUUAUCAUUUUUUCUGGGGCCAGUCAGGCAUAAUUGUCAGGAUGCUUCAUCCAUUUUCUUUAUUUUUUUUUCUACAGCGGCUUAUAUGCAAUUCAAUGAAGCACUUGUUAACAAAAUCCUCUCGGUGGUCUCUAUAUCGCACGUUGAAAAUAGACAUUGAAUAUUGUCAGCACAUUUAAAAUUGGGUUGCGUGCGCACGCCAGAUCUUCUAACCUUACAAAGAAAUUGAUCAUCUCGUUGGAAUACGACAAGAUCAUAUGCUUGUGUGCACAUUCCCGAGUAUUACAUUCCAUGUUAGGAAGAGUUGUGGCGAAGAGCAAGACGAUCCAGCCUGUUAGCUUUUGAGGCUAAGUGGUUUCUAAGAGAGAUACUUCACUCAUUAGCCAUGUUUGCACCGUUUGGCUAGCAGUCCUUUUUAUAUUGUCUCUUCCUUUAACCUUUUUUUUGGGGGGUGCAGGGUCCACAAUCUGCUCAUUAGUACUGGAGAUCAUCAUUAAAAUGUUGCAAUAACA